This is a messenger RNA of Lathyrus sativus (Indian pea), 666 nucleotides long. Lineage: Eukaryota; Viridiplantae; Streptophyta; Magnoliopsida; Fabales; Fabaceae. The record is from the annotation of a GenBank genome assembly.
AUGAAAUCAUUUGUUAACAACCUUUUCUUUAUGUUCUUCUUUGUUGUUGUCUUAACCAACAUUCAAACUUGUUUUGCAGAUUGUGAUAACCUACAAGACACAUGUCCAUCAAUUUCACCAAAUAAACAAACCAUAUUCAUCAAUGGUCUACCAUGCAAAAAUCCAUCUAAUGUAACAUCACAAGAUUUCAAGACCGCGGAAUUAAGUAAAGCUGGUCCUAAAGACAUUUUUGGUGCGUCGAUAAAACUUGUCUCCGCUUUUGAAUUUCAAGGGUUGAAUACUCUCGGUCUAUCGAUCGGAAGAACCGACAUUGAAAAUGAUGGUUUGGUAAACUUUCAUUAUCAUCCUAGAGCUACCGAAAUGAUCUUUGUUAAAAAAGGUGUAUUGAUGGCUGGAUUUAUUGAUACAAAAAACCAAGUUUUCCAAAAUGUUCUCAAAGUUGGUGAUGUUUGUGUUUUUCCUAAAGGUUUGUUUCAUUACAUUCUAAAUCAAGGUUUUGAUGAUGCUGUUGUAUACUCAGUGUACAAUAGUCAAAAUCCUGGACAUGUAUCUAUUGUUCCUACAACUUUUGAUACAACAUUGGAGUCUUUAGAUAAGCUGAAAAGGAGAAUUAUCUCACUUUCUGCCUCUCAAGUUCAUGAUGGUAUCAUCAAUUCUAACACUUAG